GGAAGGAGUAGCACCGGCGCGUCGCGGUUAUGCGGACAGUCAGUCGACGCCCGCUGCUCGCUGAAGAGGUACCGUUGGCGGAGCGCGCCAGUUCCGACAGUGUCGUUGACGGGAGAGGAACGUCCGACUCAUCGUCGUAUGGCGGAUUAUGAGCUCCGUGAAAAGUGUUAUUAUCACCCUGCCUAAGGGACUGCCGAAGGCGCUCCCGGCGAACGAGCUGACACGCAACGCGCUAUCCAAGCUGAGCUUCACCACGUCCAUUCUGGCGGACAAGGCGAGGAUGGAGGUCAGGAAGGUGACGUCCGUCCGGCAGCAGGAGGAAUCACAUGACGGUGAUGUCACGGUGAUCAUGAAGCCGUCCGAGACGUGCGUGCGUGGCAAAAAACGUCGGUUGGAUCAUCUCACCUGGGAGGAGAAGUUACAGCGGAAGAAGCUGAAGAAUCGAGUGGCGGCACAAACGUCGCGGGACCGGAAAAAGGCGAAAUUAGACGAGCUGGAGGACACUGUGAGGACGCUAAAGGAGAGGAACGAGCUGCUUACGCAGGAGUGUGCGAUGCUCAAGGUGCAAAACGAUACGUUGUUGACCGAGACGAAGAGGCUGAGGAAAGAGAGGGACACGAGGAUCGGAGAACAACAGUACUGUUCGAUGUGCCAGGCUCGUGUCAGUUGCGCUGUACCCUUGCUGGGAUCUGCAGUAUCUCCAAAUGACCCUCUGCCGCAGGGUGGGACAGCGCAACCGGCAUCGUGUCUGACACUGACACCAAGCAACCGUGCUGCUGAAGAUCUUGACUCUCUAUCUCCUCUGGAGGAAUUGUUUAGCGACCUCCAGGGCGACGACUACGUCGAGCGACUCGAAGAACUGGCCGAAAGCCUUCUGCGAGAAGUUACCGCCGAGAUUCAAACAAAUCCUCAUAGACCAAAUGAACAAGUGUCCGUCAAGGAAGAUCCCGUUAAAGAAUCUGAUCAUUCAGAAGCAAUGGUGGGGCAGGCAUCAGAAAAUGUGGAAACCGAUCGAGCCGGUAGAGGCGUAGGCAAUGGCGCCGCCUACGUGUGCGACGCGUCCAGUUGGCAUCCCACGGCUGGAGCCGUUUGCGGUCCGGCGGAUGCAGCGGUGACGACGACGACGACGACGACGACACCGCCGUCACCACCGAUCAAGACCGAGGUCGAGAUCAAGCAGGAGUCCGAGCCGACGCUGGACAUGGAGACCUUGUACGGCACGUACGACAUGGCCACCAAUUCGAUCACGAUUAUCUAUCCGGGCGAGGAGAACGGCGUGGGCAUCCAGGAAUGCGUGCAGGAGGUGGUUAGCAGUAGCGCGGACAGCACCAGCAGCGCCGCCGGUCAUCUCAACCCCUCGAGCCUCCAGUCGCUCGAUUACAUGACGCAAUUCUCCCUGCACGCGUACCCGGACACCAUCUCGGACGCGAUGAACGACGUGCACUCGGACAGCGGUGCCAGCGCCUCCGCGAAGCUGGACUACUCCUCCAGCCAGUCGGACGUCGGCUACGAGUCGUACGACUCCCCGGACUCGCGUCAGUCGAACGACCUGGCCGAUCUCUGGCACGAGAGCUUCACGGAACUGUUUCCCAUGCUGGCCUGACAGUUCUCGCGCAGGCGGGCCGUCACGGCACGCCAGGCGAACGCCAGGCUGAUGUCAAAUCGCUACAACUGUGAUAUGAGGAACAUUAAUGACGCGAAAAGUGCGAUGCCGCGAGACUGAUCGUUCGUUACAUUCGUUAAACUAGAAAAAAAAGAAAGAAAAAAGGGAAAGGCCAUGUUUUAUUUAAUUACUCGAGGGGGGGGGGGGGGACUCGGAUCGCGAGUGAAAUGAGAAUCGAAUCCGUGUUUUAAUUAAACUCUCGCAUGUUUUUUUAUUAAUGUCGAGUAGUUUAGCUUCGUAAAAGCUUCGUAAAAGCUUCGUAAAAGCUUUACUCGUGGGAGUUCUUGGAUAUUGAUUCUUAUUAAAAAUAAUUAUUGUAUUCUUUCAGUGUUGUAAAUAUUUCGUGAUUAAUGAGUAAUUAACUCUUAGAGAUGUAUAUGAAAAAGAGACGAAUUGCUAUCCCGGGGGCGCGAUCUCGGCCUAUUACGGUUCUCGGAUUGGGUGAAGAUGCACGAAAGUGCACAAGUCAUCCAGUUAUAAUUUAUCUUGUCACGGGAAAAAUAUGACGAAUAGUGACGAAGAGGAACGACCGUUUUCCACAUACAUACAUAUUAUUAGAUAAUUUAAUAAUCGCGAUGUUUCUGCACUAUCGAAAAAGUACAAUUCACCCGAAAACCGCAAUAGACUCGUGGUAUAUUUAUAACUUAUUUUUGCGUUACUUAAAUUAAGGUAAAUCUCUAAAUAAAAAGAUUAAUCUUUAUUACCUGAAAUUAGAAUUUUCGUACAAGUGAUUAUGAUAAAGUAAAAUGAUAGCGAGCGCAACUUUGGUUUUCUAUGAAGCUUUCUAAGAGACAAAUACGUUUUCUAUUUUUGUUUUCUCUUUCCUUCGUUUUUCUUUCUGUUUUAUUGAUUUCAGAGAGAAGUCUUGCAUACAAAUGAUAGCGCGACACACGCUACAAUGCCGUUAGUGUAUUGAUUAGUAAGGUACCUAGCAGGUCUCUCGUGGAACCGGUUAUUCCCUGCGCGAUCGGCGCGGUCUAUCUGUAUGUUGCGCAUAACGUGCUAUUGAUAUCUGUGUCUCUACCAAAUUGUUUUUUCCUUCAUUUAUUUAUUUGAUGUAUGUGUUACGAUGUAAUGUAAAUUUUUCUGCAUCUAACCGGUGAAAUUUUACACAUACAUAGGCGUAAUUGUUAAUAUAUAUAAAAUAUUGCAUAUAUAAUUAAUUAUAUAAUUAUAUGUAUAUGUAUAUAUGCGUACAAAUAUUAUAUAUACAUACACAUAUAUACAUACAUAUAUUUAUUAUUAUACAUAUAUUGAAUUCUCGACCUUAGUCAUUGUACAGCAGACAAAUAAAUCUUUAAAGG
This is a messenger RNA of Ooceraea biroi (clonal raider ant), 2967 nucleotides long. It is a transcript of the gene Xbp1, whose product is annotated as X box binding protein 1. Gene Ontology annotation, molecular function: DNA-binding transcription factor activity, RNA polymerase II-specific; RNA polymerase II transcription regulatory region sequence-specific DNA binding. Gene Ontology annotation, biological process: regulation of DNA-templated transcription. Gene Ontology annotation, cellular component: nucleus. The record is from RefSeq and is a predicted model, not a curated record. Lineage: Eukaryota; Metazoa; Arthropoda; Insecta; Hymenoptera; Formicidae.